AUGGCAAGUGGCCCAAGUCGCUCAAAACAAGUCACUGUCGCUGGGGCGACGGCUGAAAUUGGAACUCGACUGGCUGGAAGUUUUACUCGACGUAACUUGAUUUCCACUUUCCUCGGAGCCUCUGUUGGAUUCGGAGUUGGAGUUGCUUUUCAUGCACUAUGGCGCGCCCUGGUUGAUCUCUAUACUAGACGCAAUGACACAGAUCGUCUGAUGGUGGAAUUAGCGAACCUGAAGCAAGAACUGAUGGACGUUCGUCGGAUGCUCAACCUCAACGAAGAUAAGUCAUGGAAAGCCAGCCAGUUGGUAAGUCAUAUUACCUCUUGCGAUUCACGAAAACUCCUACAAACGUUUGUUCUAAAAAGUGUUGUGUUAAAUUUCGUUUAG
This is a messenger RNA of Echinostoma caproni, 384 nucleotides long. Lineage: Eukaryota; Metazoa; Platyhelminthes; Trematoda; Plagiorchiida; Echinostomatidae. The record is from the annotation of a GenBank genome assembly.